Molecule: messenger RNA, 982 nt
Organism: Musca domestica (house fly)
Lineage: Eukaryota; Metazoa; Arthropoda; Insecta; Diptera; Muscidae
Exons: 3
Coding region: 68-967 (299 amino acids)
Source: RefSeq, a predicted model, not a curated record
UCUGUAUACAAACAUGUAUUGUGACAGUUUAUAUUCAAAUUAUUUUUGAUCAACUCGAAGAAGUUCAAUGAACAAACGGAUAUUGCUUUUAAUUGCCAUUAUUGGAGUGCAAAAAAUAUCAGUUGUCUGCUCCAGAAAAUCAUCAUUUGAUAAAUUGCAUCGCAAUUUGAAAACAGAAAAUGAAAAUCAAUAUUCCAACUACAGAAAUAGAAAAUUUCUGCAUUCAAAUAAGUCACGUUCUGCGCCAAUAGAUUUUGAUGGAUCUCAAAAUUCAGGCACGUCAACUGAAUGUGUGUCCCCAUCGCCUGAAGAAGAGGAAUAUUAUUAUUCUUCGGCAGAUGAUGGUGAUGUGUCAACAAACAGUCCAAUCGAAACGACAUCAGUCGAUGAUUAUCAAUUCUCAUCUCCAACUCCGACGUUUAACACCUUUGAACAAGAACCAACAUUAAACAGCAUCGAUCAGGAAUCGAAAGCCAAAGAAUUGCGAAAUCUUAUCCAGCAUUUAUAUGUUGCCCAAGCUCGGGUUCAAUUAGAAGCUGCUGAAAUAAAAAAAGCUCAAGCUAUAGCGAAUACGGCUCAACAAGCUCUCGAGGAAGCGGCAAACCAUGUAAGGGCCAUUACUGCAUCAUUACAAAGUUCACAGCAGGAAGUCGCUGCUGCAGCAAUUCGAGCUCAAACUGCUCAGUUGCAAUUGGCCGCUCAUGAUCAACUUUUAUUUGCUGCUCGACAGGAUGUAGACGCUUUGUCGUCGCAAAUGGUUGGACUGCAAGCCGCUGAGGGUAUAUCACAACCCAAGAUUACAGUCGAUGUAUCGGAUCUAUUGGAAAAACUAAAUCAACCUUUACCAGAAUCUGAUAAGCCUACACCUGUCCCAACCAUUGUUCCGAUUGUGCCAACGAAAGCUGAACGUCGAGGAGCAUUAGAGAAAAGAUAUUAUCAAGAUCGACAACUGUUACCGGGUAUUUAAGAGACUUUUAGCGUG